AUAGCGAAUUAAGUUAUAACCGAGUAUCGAUUUGAAGGGUACAAUGCUUUGAAAACAUUUUCUCAUAAAUAAUGUGAUGUAUAUUGUAUAAUACAUAAAUAAAUUGCCAACGACAGUUUAUAUUUAUUACAGGUUCCUUCUAUUCUCAAUCAUCAUGAAGUGUUCCUGGAGGAACUACGUAAAAGACUGGAUACCUGGGAACAGAAGCAGACGAUUGGCGAUGUCUUCCUCGAUGUGUUCACCAAGCCAGUCGUCCUGAAGACGUACACUCUUUUUCUUGACAAUUGGAAAUCUGCCAGGAAGGCGAUAAAAACAACCUGCCAAGCAAAACCGGCUUUCGCACGAUUCCUGGAGACAAUGGAACGGGAGCAUAAAGGAAAACUCGGACUCGAUCAGUUAUUGAUCAAACCGGUGCAGAAGAUACCUCGUUACGAGUUGCUGAUCCAGAGGCUGCUGAAGCAUACCGAUUCGACGCAUCCGGAUUUCGAGCUGUUGCAGGCUGCUCUGAAGGAGGUGCACGAGUUGGUCGUAAAAAUUAAUUGUACGGAAAGAGAGUCCCUCGAAUGGGAGCAACAACAAACUACGUUGAGGGAAGUUCAGGCCCUCGUCGAAGGACUCGACGGUAUCGUGACGAACGAUAGAGCGUUCGUGCGCCACGAUUUGGUAACGAUAGCCUCGAAUCAAGGAACCAGAAAGGAACGGGCGCUAUUUUUAUUCUCCGAUCUACUUGUUAUCACCCGGAUUAAAAGAAGAAGUGGAACUAUUAGAAAACCGUCCACUUCCUGCCCAAAUAGUCUGGUUGGCCUAUUGGAAGCGAAUAAAUACAAAAUGAUAAUGAGAAUUCCAUUGGAUGACGUAGAAGUUAUGAAAGCCAAAGACGAAAAUUUAAGGCGAAUGGCCCGUGAAGUGGAUCAUCUUCGUGAAGACUGCGCAACGUUGACACAGCUUCAAGAACUCGCGGCAACGUUACAUGGCGCAAAGCAACAGCUGGAGGAUCUUAUUAAGGAUAUGCUGGGACAAGCGCAACGUCAAUUAGCUGAAAGAAACGCGGCGCAUUCCCAGUUGGCUUGUCUAGAAUUAACGCUCAACACUCAGACCGGAAUCGAAAACAUUUCUGUGAUGUUCGCAAAGCCGGAUGAAAGAGCCAACUGGGAGGAAAGUCUCAACGAAGCCAAACAAAAGUUAGCAUUGUCCGCUGAUAGGAGGCCCUGCCCAGAGUUUGCGGGACCUCUGCCAGUUCGGAAGACUCGGGCCGGUUUGCAGUUCACCUGCGCGGCUCCUACUUUAACGAACGGACAAGGUUCCAGGGACGUAUGGGUGUGUAAUAGCGACGGUUACGUUGGUCAAGUGUGCGUGCUGAGCCUCACUCCGGAACCACCGCAGGUGACGUCUUGUAACGGAGUCUGCAACGCAAGGAUUCUAUGCGUCGCAGGAAUUCCAGCGUGUACGCAAAGAUCGAAUUCGUGCGUGACUAACAACGUUUCAUUCGCGAACAGUAAGAGCGGCAUAAGCAUCUCGGUCCAGGAUGUCGAUGCCAGUGGCAGGAACAUACAGUUAGAUAGUAGCUCGAGCUCCGAUGAAUCGGACUCAGACGACAUUCCAUGCGCGGAUACGGGUAGCCUGACUUUGGGCGGCGAUGUUCCAAGUAUUGACAACGUUACGACAGAAGAAGACGUUAAUCAAGCAACCAUGUGGCUGGGGACUGAAGACGGAUGCAUACACGUUUACAAUUGUAACGAUAACAUCAGGACGAAAAAGAACAAAAUAAAGAUACAGCAUAACAGCAGUGUUCAUUGCAUUAUAUAUUUGGAUAACAAAGUAUUUGUGUCACUCGCUAAUGGAGACAUUGCUGUAUAUACACGAGAUCACAUGGGUGGUUGGAAUACACCGGUUUCAACAACGGUAUCAGUAGGCACCGUAGCUACACCGGUUACAAAGAUGCUACCAGUAUCCGGAAAAAUUUGGUGCGGCUGCCACAACUCCGUGAAAAUCUUAAACACUCAGGUGCUGGACAUAGAACACUCGUUCGCGGUCAGCGAAGAUACGUCUUUGACGGUUUCUUGCAUGGCGAGCUCCGGCGGCCUUGGAGUUUGGAUUUCUUUGCACAUUAGCGCUGUGUUACGAUUGUUCCAUUCUGCAAGUUACGAAUGCCUCACGGACAUCAACAUAGCGCCGGCUGUCACCAAAAUGCUUACCACAGGUUGCGAUGUCAUAAUACGACAGCACAAGGCCGCGCUCCUCAGGGUCACCGCACUUUUGGCUUGCAACGAAUUGCUUUGGAUCGGCACGAGCGCUGGCGUACUAUUGACCGUGCCAAUUCCUCAUAUAAAGCCAUCCACUCAGAGAAUGUCCCAACCACCGAUCGUAACUGGUAUUCCACAUGGACACACUGGACACGUACGUUUUCUCACAUGCGUGGAAACGACGACGCCAUCGAAGCCAGAUCCGCGUCCAAACUCUCUGAAGUCCAGCAAGAACCAACAAAAUAAUAUCAGUCGUGGAAAGCUGUUGGUUAUAUCAGGCGGAGAUGGUUACGAGGACUUCAGAGGGCCACAGGCAUCUGCCGAGCUGCAGGCUGGACGUGAGGACUCGACUAAUCAUCUGCUGCUAUGGAAAGUGUGAUGCGAUCUAGCACGGUCCUCGACAAGGGCCGCAGUUUACGUACAUCGGCAUGACAUGCCGUGGGAAUCAUUCUUGCGUAUGCACUCCAUAUGCGAUCGGGUCCGUCAUCGUCCGAUCGUGACUGUUCAGGACGCAUUCGCCCGACGGUUUUUCAGGGAACGCGGUAAGGUUCUCUGGCUGGUUUUGGCCGAGUGGAUCAAAAGCAGGAUGAGGGAGGUCCGUUAUUUACAAGGUGCCAAGAAGCACGUGUUCCAAGAUACUAUGAAACCGGAGUAAGUAGGUUUCUCUAACCGUCAUUUAUUACUGAUCGAGGCUACAACUUGUCGAUGAUUUAUUCGACAUUCGUUGGAUCACUUUAGAUGAAGCUACGAGACGAUUCGCUGAAAUCAAAUUGAAACGCGAAUAGCGCCGUUCUAAGAGUACUAAUUCACGCGGUGAGAAGAUUUAAAAUUAACAGGUCAAUAUGAAAAUGAAUAUCUGUUGUCUAUUUAAAAAAAUGUUUGAUAUCUGAUAAUCGAUUCGAUGCCAAUUUGUACUUUUGCAAUGGACAAGGUUGAUGAUCAUGGUUUUUCGGCGUUCGAUCUUGCGGCAUCAGUUCGUCACGUGAUUUUGAUUAAGUGUCGAUCUGUCGAUGUAGAUAAGUACUUUGGUGUUUAAUAAAAAAGAAAGCAGGCAAACGAACGUACGUUCUUGUAAGAAUUUAAUUUACGCACGCGUGUACUCGCUUAUUACAUUUGAUGCGUGCAAGUGUUAGCCCAUAGUUAGUGAGAUAAGGUACGAUUGACGUUACUCAGAAGUAGGCGGAAAAUUUUGCGAAAAUUAAGACACAGUAUAAAAUGAGUUUCUAAAAUCCGAAAAGGAUACAUUGAUCAAUCAAUGUACGCAAGUUACAAAGUUGGAGACUUAUUCAAUUCGUCUCGCCAAAAGAAGCAGGUCAUUGUAUUUAUGUAUCAACAUAGCAGUCUGGCCCGAUCUUAUACAGAUUGAUUGAAAAAAAUUUGGCACAAUUGCUGUGAAGAUUAAAAUGUAAAAAUAAAGCAUUUAAGAAAAUUAGAUUAGAUGCGAUUUUUGUUUACAUUAAAAAAUGUUCAAUUAACGUUAGUUCAUUAUCGUUGUUAGUGUCAACGUAGAUACUUUAAUGUUCAAUAAAGGGAGAGUAAAUGAUGUUAAAAUUUAUCUCACUAAUUGAUGGUUAACAAACGAAAAUAAAUGAAUUACGAUACCUGGAGGAGUAUUGAAACGAGCUUACACACAGUACCGCGAUGCUGGCCUAAAAAUGCCUUUAAAACGUUCCUAAAAGGGAAUUAAUCGAGUUAGGACGUCAAAACAAGAUUACCAAUGUCUAUCGAUUGACGCUGUACAACACGUGUAGUGACAAGUAAUAUCAUUGUUUAGUAAUAAUUCAUCGAUCAGAACUGAAUGUGUUCGUGUUUAAUCGUCAAAUAAAAUUCUAGCAAAUUUUCGAAACCCAAGGCGGUAUAAAUGUACAUUGGAUACAAAUCAACAUUUUUUAUGCUGAAAUUUACGAGAAAAAAACGAUUUUAUUUCUAAUUGCAAGAAAUAUUAUUUAUCGUUAUUUAAAAAAAUGAUCGAAUGAAAUUUUAUUUAUUCAAUGGGAAAGGAGGCAAUGUGUUUGUUAGAAAUUUUCUUCCCAUUUGCCUUUCCUUUGAUUCCUUUUUUUCUUAUCGAUAUGCCAGCGGUACUCUCGUCGAGGCAUCUUGCCAAAUGUCUCGCUGAGACUCUUACCGAGGCGAAUACUAUUUGCUUCCCUCAUCUUGGCUCGAGUCUUGAAAUCAUUACACUUUUCUGGCUUGGCAUAAAUGUUCUCGAAUUUGCUGCUCGUCUUCGCGUCUCGUAAUAAAAAAAUCAAUUCGAAAUCGAACGUUGAGGACAUGAGACAAAGCUAUACGAGGCGUAGCAAGCAAUGCAAAAUACACUUUGGCUGCUCUCGCCUUGCCUCGUCGAGAACGUACUGCUAGCAAUAGAGAUUGUUGGAAGCAGAAUAAAAAUAAGUCCUUAAUGAUUUGUCACGAUAAUUAUUCUAUUUAAGAAAAUUAAGUUAUCGGUGUAUAUAAUGGUACAAAAUUCAAGAGGCCAAAACUCUAAUCCUGUCAUCUAUGGAUAGGCAUUAAUCUCCUUAUAGAAGUUUUAUUCGCUUGAACUUCGAGGGACGCGUCCGACAUUUUAUAAUAUUAAGCGAUUUGCGGACGUAUCGACUAUACGUGAUUGAUAUACAGCGUGUUUGACAAUAAUUAAUUAAUAUCGAUUCUUGAAAUAAUGUUACGCGAGAUCUAUAUAGUAUCAUUGCAAUUUUUAUUGUUAAUCGCAUAUCUUUUGUCCAUUUAAUUUUCCAAAUCAACAGUCUUCGUAUGAAAUAUUCGCACGACAUGCUCCGUUUCAUGAUAAACGAAUCUCACGAUGAUAACAAUUUCACAAUCGUUACGUUUCACUAUCGUAACUUGUUUCGAUUAAUACCGGGGACACUUUACAGCUUCGGAUAAACUUUUCCCUAUAUCGAAGUGAAUGUUGUAUUCAUUUUACGAACUUUGGAGUUCUCUUGGAGGUGAUCGUACACAGGUGUCCAAUAUUAGAGGAUUACAUGAACAUUACAUGAAGUCCAAUAUUAGUGGAUUAAAAACUGUAAUUAUUCGAUUGAAAGAAAUUGUAUAAAUGCAACAUCUAAUUUUAAGAAAGGUACAAAAGAACAAAACAUUGAUGAAAUGAAAUAAAAGAUGAAUUAACUAUGCGAGUGUUGUAUCGCUUCACCGGAACAACCGGUAACGCUUUAGUGCUUCAAGACUGACUCGGAUAAUUUCAACAAACGAAGCAAAAUAUAACAUACUUAUUCCUUGUAUACAUGUAUUGCAAGUACUUAAUAGUACCCACGUUUUUAUUUCCAAAUUACCUGAACCGGCUUGAACUGAGAAACGGCACCCCUCUACGAUUAUCACAGAAAGAGAGACACCUUGUCUUGUACAUAAUUAUCAACAUACCUGUACGUGUGAAUAAAUCGUUGUCUCGCUUGAAACCAAAAUGUGCACUUCGUUGCCAGUGAAAUUGUCGACCGCGUACAGGACUUAUAUUUUGUUUAUAGGUGUGAUUUCCACUAUUGUAGAGAGUCGAAUAUAUGUACAUGUUCGAACGCGAUUGAGCUUAUUGUCAGUUGCGUGAAGAAACGAGAGGGAAGCGCAUAUAAAACGUGAUUCUAAGGACUGCACGUGUGACGAAUCUUUGCCUUUGAAUGUGUGUUUGUCUUUCACGAAUCGAAACGAAUCGAGUUUGCCUGUGACGCAACGUGCACAAUCAUAUCUAACUACUCUAUUUGUGUGAUACGACGGUGAACAGAAAAUGUUAGGGUGCACCGUUUCGCAACGAUUGCAACGCUGAUCAAGUACAUUUAGCAGAAGUAUCUGGCAAAAUCUGCAAUGUUCUGCGCCUUUUACUGCGUUGAAUCGAGAGAGUAGAUCAUUGAUGAACUGGGAGACGAGCGUGAAAUUAAAAAUCGAAUUAUUAUUUAUUGUAACUAAUUAAGGUAGAUGAAAGUACGCGAUUGAUACUGUGCGAAUGGUCAUCUGUGGUAUAUUUCUAGUGUGCAAUAAAAGAAAAAUUGAGGUGUCAUGUACCCAGGAAUGAUCGCGUCCCGUAAGUUAUUGAUUAAUGUUGUUAAGUGUCUAGAGGCGAGAGAUACGUAACUGCGUAUAAAAUAUAUUUGUAUUAUAUGUAA
This is a messenger RNA of Ceratina calcarata, 6346 nucleotides long. RefSeq names its product rho guanine nucleotide exchange factor 17. Gene Ontology annotation, biological process: actin cytoskeleton organization. The record is from RefSeq and is a predicted model, not a curated record. Gene Ontology annotation, molecular function: protein binding; guanyl-nucleotide exchange factor activity. The transcript has 15 exons. NCBI's taxonomy places the organism in Eukaryota, Metazoa, Arthropoda, Insecta, Hymenoptera, Apidae. The coding region runs from base 358 to 2622 and encodes 754 amino acids.